UUCAAGUAACUGUUGCAGCUGCAGUUGCGUUCUUCCAACACCAGGGGGCUUCCUGCUGCUGCUGCUGCUGCUGCUGCUGCUGCUUCUCGCCAACCAACCCGCAGGAUCCUCGUCGUCACGGCAACCGGACUACCUUGGCAACCGGUGACGCUGAAGAGACUGAAACUAACGCGCACCGACGGCGAUGAGACGUUUCAACGUGUCGUGAAGACACAAGAACAUACUUAUAUGUUUGACAGCUUCUGGAACUCCGUCAUGUUCGUCCUCGAGGGAAAAGAGAGACCAGCUUUUAAGGGUUUUUUUAACUCCGGUUUGACUUCCUUGUUUUUGUUUUCCUGAAGCCAGGAAACGGGAGGGAACCUUCACAUCGAUGUAUUUAACCAGACCGAAGUCCUCCAAAGGCCGGAGCCGACCCGCCGUCAGCGGCCCCCCGCGCGCCGGUGACACGGAGCGGACACCGGCCGCCGCCGCCGCCGACGGGAAGCUCCGCUCCCGGUCCCAGCCCGCCAUGUGGCCGCGGCGCCCGGAGGAGGAAGUCCCGAUCACCGCACCAGCACCACCACAGUCCCUGAACAAGUACAAGGUGCUGCCGUCCAUAGAGAGGCGGCGCUCAGAGCAGUCGAGCCUGGACAACGACAUGUCCGUGCUCACCCUGUCCGACCCGCCGGACGCUGAAGGGGAGCCGCCCGGGAUCGGACCCGGGCCCCCUCCCCCGGACCCGCCGGGCGGUUCUCUCCUGUUAGCCGUGCGAGCGCCGUGCGGCAGGAGGUUCCAGCGGCAAUUCGCGGCCGCCGACACGCUGCUCGCGGUGAAGGUGAGCGCGGAGGCCCGGUACGGGGACGAGUACGGAGGGGGGGUCUCCAUCGAGACCGCGGACGUGCCGCGCAGGAGCUUCACGGACAUGGACAUGACGCUGGCGCAGUGCGGCGUCGUGGACAGAUCCGUGCUGUGCAUCACGCGCGACCACGACGGCGUGCGGCCGCUGAAAUAGUGGCUCGGCUGUCAUGUGGACGUUUGACCUCUGACCCCUGGCGGUCAUGUGGAUGUUUGACCUCUGACCCCUGUGCAGAACGAUGUGGUCGAGAUGCCGGCGGGACUUUGACGUGUGAUCGAAGACUGAGAACUGGACACAUUGUGUCCCACGGACUUUUCCAACUACACAUAGAAGUUUAUUCAAGGAGAUGAUUUUGGAAUUUUUUGUGCACGUGAUCAAAAAAAGUAUUUUUGAAUAUUCCAUUUGUACACUUUUAAACUUGUUCAUCCAAUUCUUUGGAUUCUUAGUCGGGAGGGAUUUUUUUAAUCACGCACAAACAGAAUCACAGUAGUAACUUGUUUUGUUGUCUGUGUGUAUCACACAUGUGGCUCAUGAGGACAUUUAAAUUACACUCACGUCCUAAAUUGACACAAUAUUUUUGAUCACAGUGGAAAUAUUAAAAUAAAAACUUGGAUCUGCUUUCAGCUAAUGAAGAGUAUGAACAGUCUGGUUUACGUAUAUAUUCGUUGUGGUAGCACUGACUUUCAAUACCAACAUAUCUAAGCUGAAGUUCAGAUCUGCAGACAACAAACAGUUUUUUUUUUCCAGUCCAUUUGUCGCCUAGUUCUUCUUUGCCAAACUUAAUUCUUGGAUGCAAAGGCUGCAGAUUUAAUAUAUGGAGGAAUUAUCACUGUUUCCUUCCAUGUUACGAAUUCUACCCUGCUUUAAGUGUGUAGAGAUGAAUUCAUAAAGUUAUACUUCCCCUGGACUAUAUGCUUUUUUUCAAUUUGGCAAAGUUCCCACAGCAUGUGUGGAGUCAUUAGUCCACAUAAGAGGCGUUUGAGGGGCACCAAAAAGAAAAAUCAUGAAUUAUAAAUGUCCAUUUCCCCACAUGAAUGGAGUCAGAAUUAUUUUGUGGCAGAUAAGAGUUGUGUUUUUAUGAUGAAUACUAUGAGUAAUGACCAAUCGAAUGUCUUUUCAACACAAACCCAGGACGCUUCCUGUUCACUCUGGAAACUUUUAUUAAAGCAAACAAUCACACAGAA
Molecule: messenger RNA, 2019 nt
Organism: Scophthalmus maximus (turbot)
Lineage: Eukaryota; Metazoa; Chordata; Actinopteri; Pleuronectiformes; Scophthalmidae
Gene: ubxn10
Product: UBX domain protein 10
Exons: 1
Coding region: 371-991 (206 amino acids)
Molecular function (GO): protein binding
Source: RefSeq, a predicted model, not a curated record